AUUUCCUUCCAUUUGUCUCUUGCACACGAAAACCCUAGCCCUAACUCUCCGCAACCAUGCCCCCGAAAUUUGAUCCCUCGCAGGUCGUCGACGUUUUCGUACGAGUCACCGGUGGCGAGGUCGGAGCGGCGAGUUCGCUUGCCCCGAAGAUCGGCCCACUUGGUCUCUCCCCGAAGAAGAUCGGCGAAGACAUCGCCAAGGAGACCGCCAAGGACUGGAAGGGGCUCCGAGUCACCGUCAAGCUCACUGUCCAGAAUCGCCAGGCCAAGGUCUCCGUCGUACCCUCCGCCGCCGCUCUGGUCAUCAAAGCCCUGAAAGAGCCCGAGCGCGACCGCAAGAAGACUAAGAACAUCAAGCACACCGGCAACAUUUCUCUUGACGACGUAAUCGAGAUCGCGAAGAUCAUGCGGCCGAGAUCGAUGGCCAAGGAAUUGGCGGGCACGGUGAAGGAGAUCCUCGGAACUUGCGUUUCCGUCGGAUGUACGGUCGACGGGAAGGAUCCGAAGGACUUGCAACAGGAGAUCUCCGAUGGCGAGGUCGAAAUUCCUGAGGAUUGAGCUAACAAAAGUUGUUACCUCUAAGGUGAUUUUAAUUUGAAUCUCUCUUUUUAAAAAUGUUUUAAGGUUGAGAGUUUUGGCUAUAUCCGAAUGCAAUUUUGAUUGUUCAGUCGUAGUAGUUUCUGCAACUACAUGGUAUAUGGUUUGUUUGUUGAAUGUAAGCUUUUAUGGUCUUAUGC
Molecule: messenger RNA, 736 nt
Organism: Cornus florida
Lineage: Eukaryota; Viridiplantae; Streptophyta; Magnoliopsida; Cornales; Cornaceae
Product: large ribosomal subunit protein uL11-like
Exons: 1
Coding region: 57-557 (166 amino acids)
Biological process (GO): translation
Cellular component (GO): ribosome; cytosolic large ribosomal subunit
Molecular function (GO): structural constituent of ribosome; large ribosomal subunit rRNA binding
Source: RefSeq, a predicted model, not a curated record